Messenger RNA from Cherax quadricarinatus, 6516 nucleotides. The record is from RefSeq and is a predicted model, not a curated record. Lineage: Eukaryota; Metazoa; Arthropoda; Malacostraca; Decapoda; Parastacidae.
CUUGCCUGUUGCAAGCUAAAACCUCCCACCAGCAGCAGCACUUACCUUUCCUGGUGAUCGCUCCUUCUCACUGCUCAGACGUCCCUUGCUUGGUGCUUGUUACAGUGGUGUGUUCGUGGUGGUGCAGUGAAGCUCGUUGUAAGGUCCAGUGAAAGUAUUCAGAACUGUAGUUGAGAACAUCAGGCACCCACCACCACCACCAUGCCCGGCCACGUGAAGAAGAGCACGGGUCCCGACCCGGACCCCUCCGAAUUUCUGUACAUAUCAAUGGAAAUGAAGAUGCAGGAUGCAACGAAGCCUUACGACCCUAAGAAAUCCUGUUGGGUUCCUGAUGAGAAGGAGGGUUUCAUCGAGGGCGAGAUUCAAGGUAACAAGGGCGAUCUCAUUAUCGUUUACGCGGGAGGCGAGACCAAGAACUGGAAGAAGGAUCUCGUGCACCAAGUCAAUCCUCCAAAAUACGAGAAAUGCGAAGACAUGUCCAACUUGACCUACCUCAACGACCCCUCCGUCCUCUACAACUUGAGAUCUCGCUACGUCGCUAAGCUUAUCUACACCUACUCUGGUCUCUUCUGUAUCGCCAUCAACCCCUACAAGCGCUACCCCAUCUACACCAACCGUGUGGUCCAGAUCUACCAGGGCAAGAGGCGUAAUGAGGUGCCUCCCCAUCUCUUUGCCAUUGCUGACGGUGCCUACAUGAACAUGAUGCAACUUGUUGAAAACCAGUCUAUGCUUAUUACUGGUGAGUCUGGUGCUGGCAAGACUGAGAACACCAAGAAGGUGCUCUCCUACUUCGCCAACGUCGGCGCCACCGCCAAGAAGAGUGAUGAGAAGAAGCAAAAUCUGGAAGACCAAAUUGUUCAGACCAACCCAGUGCUGGAAGCCUUCGGUAAUGCCAAGACAGUUCGCAACGACAACUCAUCCCGCUUCGGUAAGUUCAUCCGUAUUCACUUCCAACCCAACGGCAAACUGGCCGGUGCUGACAUUGAGGUCUACCUGCUGGAGAAGGCCCGUGUGAUCUCCCAACAAUCUCUUGAGCGCUCCUACCACAUCUUCUACGAGAUGAUGUCCGACCAGGUGCCACUGAUCAAACCUUUAUGUCACCUUAGUGAUGACAUCUACGAUUAUCACUACGUGUCUCAGGGCAAGGUCACCGUCCCUUCCAUUGAUGACGCCGAGGACAUGCAGUUCUGUCACGAAGCCUUCGACAUCCUCGGCUUCACCAAGGAAGAGGUUGAACAGGUGUACAGAAUCACGGCAUCUGUCAUGCACUUCGGCGAGAUGAAGUUUAAGCAGCGAGGUCGCGAGGAGCAAGCUGAGCCUGAUGGUACUGAGAUUGGUGAUACAAUCGGAAAUCUGCUCGGCGUUGAAGGCGCUGACUUAUACAAAUGUAUUACUAAGCCCAAGAUCAAGGUCGGUGCUGAGUUCGUAGCCAAGGGUAUGAACGUGGAUCAGUGCAACUACUCUGUCGGUGCCCUGGCCAAGGGUCUCUUCGACCGUGUCUUUAAGUUCCUGGUGGCCAAGUGUAACCAGACUCUGGAGACUGGCCAGAAACGUGCGUCCUUCAUCGGUGUGCUUGACAUUGCUGGCUUCGAGAUUUUUGACUAUAACGGCUUCGAGCAGCUCUGCAUCAACUUCUGUAACGAGAAGUUGCAGCAGUUCUUCAACCAUCACAUGUUUGUGCUGGAGCAGGAAGAGUACAAGAAGGAAGGCAUCAACUGGGUCUUCGUGGACUUCGGUAUGGAUCUGGCGGCUUGCAUUGAACUUUUCGAGAAAAAAAUGGGAAUCCUAUCUAUAUUAGAGGAAGAGUCUAUGUUCCCCAAAGCUACUGACAAGUCCUUCCAGGAGAAGUUGAAUGCUAAUCAUCUUGGUAAAUCUUCCGUGUUCAUCAAGCCUAAACCACCCAAGGCUGGGCAGGUUGAAGGUCACUUCGCCAUCGUUCACUACGCUGGUACUGUCACUUACAACUUGACUGGCUGGCUGGAGAAGAACAAGGACCCUCUCAACGACACUGUCGUCGACCUUCUGAAGAAGGCCUCUGCAGCACUUGUUGUUACUCUAUUUGCUGAUCAUCCCGGACAGUCUGGACCUGCUGACGCCAAGAGUGGUGGAAGAGGUGCUAAAUCCGGAUCUUUCAAGACGGUGUCUUCCAAUUACAGGGACCAGCUCAACAACCUCAUGAAGACCCUCAACGCCACUCAUCCUCACUUCAUCCGUUGUAUCGUUCCCAACGAGACCAAAACUAAUGGUGUGAUUGACGCGGGUCUUGUGAUGCAUCAGCUUACUUGUAACGGUGUACUUGAGGGUAUCAGGAUCUGUCGUAAAGGCUUCCCUAACAGGAUGAUGUACAAAGACUUCAAAUACCGUUACAAGAUCCUGGCCUCUAAGGAGAUGUCCCAGAUUUCCGACGACAAGAAGGCCGCCAAAGUUUGCUUCGACAAGUCUGGUCUAGACGAAGAGCUUUAUCGCCUCGGUAACACUAAGGUGUUCUUCCGCGCCGGUGCUCUGGGCGAACUGGAGGAGAUCCGUGACGAUCGUCUGGGUAAGAUGGUUUCGUGGCUGCAGGCCUGGUUGCGAGGCUACAGCGGCCGCAAGGACUACAAAAGACUGCAAGAGCAGCGAAAUUCCCUCAUCGUGGUGCAGCGCGCCCUGAGGAAUUUCCUAAAGAUGCGCGCUUGGUCGUGGUUCCUCCUCUGGCAGAAGAUCAAGCCUCUGCUCAACGUCACUCGCAUUGAGGACGAGAUGCGAGCCCUCGAGGAGAAGGCUGCCAAAGCUCUAGCGGACUACGAGAACGAGGCCAGACUUCGUAAAGAAGCAGAGAUCGCCAUCGCAGCUCUUCAAGAGGAAAAAAAUAACCUUCUGGUGUCUCUCGAGUCCACCAAGGGUAAUAUGUCAGAAUAUCUAGACAAACAAGCCAAACUACAGCGCCAGAAAGCUGAGGUGGAAGCUCAGCUCGAUGAUGUAACGGAUCGUCUUCGGCAGGAAGAAGAAACUCGCAAAAAGUUCGCUGAGAGUAAGAAAGAAAUGGAGCAACAGUUGAAAAACUUGAAGAAGGAACUGGAAAACAAGGAGUGCGCUACUUACCAGGUAGAACAGGACAAGGCAGCCAAAGAUCAUCAAAUCAGAACUCUGACUGAAGAAAUUGCUCAUCAAGAAGAGCUUAUCAACCAAGUGAAGAAAGAAAAGAAACAUCUUCAAGAAUGCAACCAAAAGACUGCUGAGGAUCUUCAGUGUGUCGAGGACAAAUGUACUCAUCUCAAUAACGUGAAAACUAAGUUAGAGCAAACACUGGACGAGUUGGAGGAUUCUCUUGAGCGAGAGAAGAAGCUCCGUGGAGAAGGUGAGAAACUGAGGCGGAAGAAUGACAAUGAUCUCAAGCUGACCCAAGAAAUUGUCUCCGAGCUUGAACGCUCUCGUAAAGAUCUCGAAGACACUGUCCAACGCAAGGAUAAAGAAAUUGUUGAGCUUACAUCUAAGCUCGAAGAAGAACAUGGAAUCAUUUCCAAGUACAGCAGACAAAUCAAAGACCACCAAACUCACAUUGAAAACCUGGAGAGGGAACUAAUAGACGAGCGUCAUGCUAGAACCAACGCUGAGCAGGCAAAGACUAGGUUAACACGUGAGCUCUCAGAGACAGGAAGUCGCCUGGACGAGGCUGGAGGAGCCACCGCUGCCCAGAUCGAACUUAACAAGAAGCGAGAAGCCGAACUGGCCAAGCUUCGCCGUGACCUCGAGGAGAACAACAUUAAGUACAAUAGUACUCUCAACACUCUUCGCAAGAAACACACUGACACCGUCUCCGAAUUGUCUGAGCAAAUUGCUAACCUCAAUAAGGUGAAGUGCAAACUCGAGAAGGAAAAAGAACUACUAAAAAUAUCAAUUCAUGACGGCAAGGUCGCGCUGGACAAUGUCUCCAAGGAUAAGGCAGAGAGUGAGAAGACCAUCAGACAGUUGACUCAGCAGACCCACGAGGUUAACGUGAGACUGGACGACGCCCUGAGGACCCUGGCCGACCAUGACGGCGCCAGGAAGAAGCUGGCGCUGGAGAACGCUGACCUGGUCCGCCAGCUGGAGGAGACUGAACACAGAGUGUCUGAACUCACCACACUCAAGCUCUCACUCACCAACCAGCUGGCUGACACCAAGAAACUCGCAGACGUCGAAAUCAAGAACCGCGUUACUCUUCUGGGCAAAUACCGCAACCUGGAGUUUGACGUUGAAGGUCUUCGAGAGCAACUGGACGAGGAGAAUGAGGUGAAGAAUGACGUGCUGCGCCAGCUGUCUAAGGCUACUGCCGAGGCACAAAUGUGGAGAGCGAAGUAUGAGUCUGAGGGCGUCGCCCGAGCCGAGGAACUGGAAGCCACUCGUCUCAAGCUUGUUGCUCGUCUGGAGGAAGCCGAGGCACAGAUCGAAGAGCUAAAUAUCAAAAACUCUAAUUUGGAGAAGAAUAGGCAGCGUAUCACUACAGAAUUCGAGCAAGUUCAAGUUGAGGUUGAUCGUGCUCAAACCAUGGCAAUCGCUGCUGAGAAAAGGCAAAAGAACUUUGACAGGAUUGUUGGUGAAUGGAAGAUCAAGGUUGACGACUUAUCCGCCGAACUUGAUGCUUCCCAAAAGGAGUGUCGCAACUAUGCUACAGAACAGUUUCGUGUUAACGCCCUUUACGAAGAGAACCUUGAACAUCUCGAAGCUCUUCGUCGCGAAAACAAGAGUCUUUCUGACGAGCUCAAGAACCUGACUGAUCAUAGCAACGAGAGCUAUCUAACUCUCAUUGAAACCCAGAAAGCUUGCAAGCGUUUAGAAGCCGAGAAGGAAGAGCUUCAGUCCGCCCUUGAGGAAGCUGAGUCUGCUCUUGAACAAGAAGAAAACAAAUCGCUCCGUCAUCAGUUAGAGCUAAAUCAAGUCAGACAAGAAAUUGAAAGACGAAUUCAGGAAAAAGAAGAAGAGUUCGAGAGUACACGGAAGAUGCAUCAGCGUUCUGUUGAUCAGCUGAAAAUUUCCCUCGAAUCUGAGGCUAAAGGCAAGGCUGAAGCUCUUCGGCUGAAGAUCAAGUUAGAAACUGACAUCAGAGAACUCGAAGGUGCUCUUGAUCAUUCUAACAGAGCUAAUACCGAACUUCAAAAGCAAUUAAAGAAGCAUCAGAAUGAAGCUGGUGAGCUGCAGCUGCGUCUCGAUGAGCAGUUACGCAUUGUCGCUGAGUUCCGAGAACAGUACAGUAAUGCAGAGCGGAAAAUCAGCUCCUUGGGCAGCGACCUGGAGGAGUCCCGCACACUUCUCGAGCAAUCAGAUCGUGGCCGGCGUCAAACCGAGUCUGAGCUUUCUACUGCUCAGCUACAGCUCAGAAAACUCACUACAGAAAACAAUACUUUGACCAGCGUGAGGAGAAAACUCGAAAACGACGUGAAGACCCUUCAAAUUGACGUAGAUGAACUGGCCAAAGAAGCACGGAACUCUGAGGAUAAAGGUAAAAAGGCAAUGUUGGAUGCUGCGCGCCUGGCUGAUGAGUUACGCGUCGAACAGGAACAUUCCCAGAGUCAAGAAAACACACGCAAAGCUUUGGAAGCAACCGUCAGAGACCUGGAAGCUCGUGUUCUAGAAAGUGAGGCAAUUGCAGAUAAAUACGGCAGGACUACCGUUGGCAGAUUGGAAGGUCGCAUUCACGAGCUGGAAGGCCAACUAGACGAAGAGCGAACCACUCAUUCAGAGGCCCAGAAGAACCUCAGGAAAUGCGAGAGAACCAUCAAGGAACUCAGCCACCAGACCGAAGAGGACAGGAAGAAUCAUGAGAAGAUGCAGGAUCUGAUGGACAAACUGCAGCAGAGAGUCACUCAGAACAAAUACCAGAUAGAAGAGGCAGAGGAAAUAGCUGCCCUGAACCUGGCCAAGUACCGCAAGGCCCAACAAGAGUUGGAGGACACGGAGGAGCGAAUUCGCGCAACCACGAGCCAGACUCUAGUUACGUACAUACAGAGUACAAUAUAACAGGUGUGCCAGUAAAAGUUUGGCUAACAUACUCAUUCUGCACUACCAGUAGAGACAGGUGCAUGACUGAAGCUCAAACACCUUUACAGGAGAAAUGGUUUGGUGAUACCGACAAGAUGUGGAAAAAGACACUGACGUACGGGUCAGGACAUUUAUUAAAUCCACGAAUAGAAGCGAAACGUUUCCUUUAAUAAAUGUCCUGAACUCUACAUGGGUGCCUUUUUCUACACCUUUAUAUGAGAUAUUCAUAGAUAUAUAUGAAAAUAUAUCACCUUUUUCGUUUAACAAAUAACAUACAUGAAGGAAAUAUACGAAUAGGUGAAAAAAAAAGUUAUUAAUCAUCCUUUAUUAAUAAACCACAAGCAGUGUCCUCCCAAGUCAUUCACUCAAGCUGUCUCAAAGCUUGAGAAAGCUUACGAGGUGGAACUGUCUGCAUAAUUCAUUCAUACUGUUCUCUGUUAUCAUAUUUAUGUAACUAAAUGUUACAUUCUUCCAUAAUUACAGUUAUUAUUAACCCAAUAAUAAAAUGCGUUAGCAUUC